Messenger RNA from Rhodotorula graminis WP1, 1404 nucleotides. RefSeq lists its product as uncharacterized. The transcript has 11 exons. The record is from RefSeq and is a predicted model, not a curated record. Bases 1 to 1404 code for a protein of 467 amino acids. Gene Ontology annotation, biological process: transmembrane transport. Gene Ontology annotation, cellular component: fungal-type vacuole membrane. Lineage: Eukaryota; Fungi; Basidiomycota; Microbotryomycetes; Sporidiobolales; Sporidiobolaceae. Gene Ontology annotation, molecular function: transmembrane transporter activity.
AUGCUCUCGACACGAAGCAAUCCGCGAGCCGCGGCCGACGCGCAAUCUCGCGCCAACGACUCGCCCACGACGACGGUCGCCGCCUUUGCGGACAGUGCAGACGUCGAGAAGGUGUCCACGCUCGACAAGGACCCGGUCGACGAGCUCUCGAGCCCUGCCGCUCACGCCCUCGAGACGUCGCCCGAGGUGGACGAGGUGCCGGCGGCUCCUUACUUUCCAGACGGCGGGCGACGAGCAUACCUCAACACGGUCGGCGGCGUUCUCGUCCUGUUCAGCACGUUCGGCCUGAGCAACUCUUGGGCCGUCUUUCAAGCCCACCUGGCCUCAAACCAGCUCAAGGACUAUCCUGCUUCGACGAUCAGCUGGAUCGGCUCGGUGCAGCUGUUUGCCCUCUUCCUCCUCGGCCUGCCCUCGGGCCGGCUCUUCGACAGCGGCUACUUCCGGUACCAGCUCGCAGGAGGAUCGGCACUCUGGUGCUUCGGCAUGUACAUGUUGAGCCUCAGCGAUACCUUCUAUCAAAUCUUCCUCUCGUACGCCGUCUGCCUCGGGAUCGCGCUCGGCAUCCUCUUCGCGGGCACCAUUUCGUGCGUCGGCAGCUACUUCAAGCGCAAGCGCACGCUCAUGAUGGGCUGCACGGCAGGAGGCGCAGCUCUCGGGGCCGUCCUCUUCCCCAUCGCCCUCAACAACCUGUUCGAGACUCGUGGCUUUGGCUUCGGAGUGCGUCUGCUCGCCUACAUCCACACCGCCCUGCUCAUCCUCGCCAAUGUCCUCAUGCGCCCUCGAGACGACCUGCCGCCGCGCAAGGCGCCACCUAUUCUGCCGCAAAUCGCCUCGUUCCUUGGCCAACCCCAAACAUGGUUCGCCAGCCUCGGCUGCGCCUUUGUCAUGCUCGGCAUGUUCAUCCCUAUCUUCUACGUUCAGGUAUUCGCCGAGGAGCACGGUGCGAGCGCUACGGUCGUGCAGUAUUGCGCCGCAAUUCUGAACGGCUCCGCCUGCGUCGCCCGGGUUACGGUCGGCUUUGCGGCAGAUCGCUUCGGCAACCUCACCGUCGCCAUCCCGACGACGGUCAUCAUCGCGACGAUGAUCUUUGCCAUGCUCGGCGCGACAAACUCGGGCGGCGUCAUCGCGUUCUGCAUCGUGUUCGGCGCGGCGAGCGGCGCGUGGGUAUCGAUCAUGGCGCCGUCGCUCAUCUCUCUCUCGGCGUCUGUGCGCGAGUUUGGAGUGCGCACGGGCCUCGGCUUCAUCCUCAUCUCGGUCGCCGCCCUCAUCGGCUCUCCCGUCGCCGGUGCCAUCCUGCGGGCGACGCCGUCAAGCACCGGCACGAACUACCUCGGCGUCUGCCUCUUUGGCGGGUGCGCCGUCCUCGUCGGAACCGUCUGCCUACGGCUCGAACUCAGUCGCUAG